GCGGUGCCUGCCCUGCCUGCUCCAGACUGCGGCGGGCAGAGCUGUUCGUUUCAGAAAUGGCGGAGGGGGAGUUGGACGUCGACUCGCUGAUUUCCAGGCUUUUAGAGGUGCGAGGAUGUCGUCCAGGGAAGAUCGUCCAGAUGACGGAGGCGGAGGUUCGCGGCCUCUGCAUCAAGUCUCGGGAGAUCUUCCUCAGUCAGCCAAUCCUCCUGGAGCUGGAGGCUCCGCUCAAAAUCUGUGGCGACAUCCACGGACAGUACACAGACCUGCUGAGGCUCUUUGAGUACGGCGGCUUCCCUCCCGAGGCCAACUACCUGUUCCUGGGAGACUACGUGGACAGAGGGAAGCAGUCUCUGGAAACCAUCUGCCUGCUGCUGGCGUACAAGAUCAAAUACCCCGAGAACUUCUUCCUGCUCAGGGGCAACCACGAGUGUGCCUCCAUCAACCGCAUCUACGGCUUCUACGACGAGUGUAAACGCAGAUUCAACAUUAAGCUGUGGAAGACAUUCACCGACUGCUUCAACUGCCUUCCCAUCGCUGCCAUCGUGGACGAGAAGAUCUUCUGCUGUCACGGAGGUCUCUCUCCUGACCUGCAGUCCAUGGAGCAGAUCAGACGCAUCAUGAGACCCACAGACGUGCCCGACACAGGCCUCCUGUGCGACCUGCUGUGGUCCGACCCAGACAAGGACGUCCAGGGCUGGGGAGAGAACGACCGCGGCGUCUCCUUCACCUUCGGAGCCGACGUGGUCAGCAAGUUCCUCAACCGCCACGACCUGGACCUCAUCUGUAGAGCCCACCAGGUGGUAGAAGAUGGGUAUGAGUUCUUUGCCAAGCGGCAGCUGGUGACUCUGUUCUCAGCUCCCAACUACUGCGGAGAGUUUGACAACGCCGGCGGCAUGAUGAGCGUCGAUGAAACCCUGAUGUGCUCCUUCCAGAUCCUGAAGCCAUCUGAGAAGAAAGCCAAGUACCAGUAUGGAGGGAUGAACUCCGGUCGGCCCGUCACUCCUCCCCGCACAGCCCAACUUCCAAAGAAACGAUGAGGAAGAGACAGAACGAGAGAUGACCGUCAACGCUUGUCUCCUGUUGGCUUUUCACAACACAAAAGAAGAAAAAGCAACACUUGGCAGAGGAAGAAACAGAUCAACUAUUUUAAAAGACACACCCAAACCAGUCUUUCAUUUAAAACAUUUUUUCUUAUCUUCUGAACUGCUGUCACACUUCCUCUUCUUCCUCAAUGCUCCCCCUCCUCCUCCCAUCUCCUCUGCAUCCGUGUAACAUUUUUAAAAACAAGUGUUAAAAGAAAUCUGAGAAAACAGUACAAGGGUGUCAUUCUGUAGCACAUCGGAGUGUUUUAUUUUAUUUUUUGUCUUUUUUUGUCCUUUACUUAUUUUCUUGACAACCGAAUGACAGCUAGUUUAGUUUACCACAUCUCCUUACUCCGCCGCCUGUACAGACACAACAGGUAUUAAAGACGACUGCUGGGUUUUCAAUAAAUAAUACAGGGAAGAAAUCC
Stegastes partitus (bicolor damselfish) is the source of this 1513-nucleotide messenger RNA. RefSeq names its product serine/threonine-protein phosphatase PP1-beta catalytic subunit. Gene Ontology annotation, biological process: circadian regulation of gene expression; regulation of circadian rhythm. The transcript is spliced from 8 exons. Gene Ontology annotation, molecular function: protein serine/threonine phosphatase activity. The coding region runs from base 57 to 1040 and encodes 327 amino acids. The record is from RefSeq and is a predicted model, not a curated record. NCBI's taxonomy places the organism in Eukaryota, Metazoa, Chordata, Actinopteri, Pomacentridae. Gene Ontology annotation, cellular component: nucleus; cytoplasm.